Molecule: messenger RNA, 1048 nt
Organism: Merops nubicus (carmine bee-eater)
Lineage: Eukaryota; Metazoa; Chordata; Aves; Coraciiformes; Meropidae
Gene: PAIP1
Product: poly(A) binding protein interacting protein 1
Exons: 8
Biological process (GO): regulation of translational initiation
Molecular function (GO): translation activator activity; protein binding; RNA binding
Source: RefSeq, a predicted model, not a curated record
UUAGCAGAGGACUUUAGAGAACUAAUGGCUCAAUGGUGUCAAACAGAGUACGAGAACAGAGAUGAGGCUACCAAAGGGGAUGAGGCUACUCGGAAACAAUUUCAUGCCUUUGUGCUCUUCUUAGCAGAACUUUAUCUUAACCUAGAGAUUAAAGGAGCAAAGGGACAGGUAACAAGAGCAGAAAUUCUUCAAGAAGGCCUUCGGGAACUACUAAACGCACUCUUCUCUAAUCCCGUGGACAGUAAUUUGAUAUGUGCAGUGAAACUGUUGAAGUUGACAGGCUCAGUUUUAGAAGAUGCCUGGAAAGAAAAAGGAAAGAAUGAUAUGGAAGAAAUUAUUCUUGGAAUUGAAAAUGUUGUGUUGGAUGCAAACUGUAGCAGGGAUGUGAAACACAUGCUUCUGAAACUAGUAGAACUGCGAUCAAGUAACUGGGGUAGAGUUCAUGGAAAUUCCUCAUAUGCAGAGGCUACCCCUGAAAAUGACCCAAACUAUUUUAUGAAUGAGCCAACAUUUUACACUUCUGAUGGCAUUCCUUUUACUGCAGCAGAUCCAGAUUACCAAGAAAAAUACCAAGAGCUCCUUGAAAGAGAGGAUUUGUUUCCAGAUCAUGAAGAAGAUGAAACAGAUCUAUCAGGAGCUGGAUAUCUGUAUUUUGAUGACAUAGAUGAUGAAAUGGAUCCAGAAAUUGAAGAAGCAUUUGAAAAAUUCUGUUUAGAAUCAGAACGUAAGAAAAAACAAUGAGAUGUCACACGCUAAUGUUAGUUUUCUAAGCCAGUUUAGGUAUGGUUAGAAUACAGGGGAACACAAAACAUUUAUACCAAAAUAAGGCACUUGAAUUUCUCCAAGUAGUAAAGUUACACAGUUCCGAUUCAGUUAACAGUCUGCCAAAAAUUGUAAACUUAUGCCCUGUAACUUAAAAUGUUGUGUAUAUAUAAUAGUUUAUCUUAUGUACAGGCAUAUGAGCAAUGUUUUGGCUGCAAUAAAAAUAUCAGAUUAUCAUAACUGAAAUGAAAAUUUCAUGGGGAACUGUCCCAUAAAAUUUCCCUUG